This is a messenger RNA of Macrosteles quadrilineatus (aster leafhopper), 9137 nucleotides long. Its product is annotated as centromere-associated protein E-like. The transcript is spliced from 13 exons. The coding region runs from base 403 to 8067 and encodes 2554 amino acids. The record is from RefSeq and is a predicted model, not a curated record. NCBI's taxonomy places the organism in Eukaryota, Metazoa, Arthropoda, Insecta, Hemiptera, Cicadellidae.
UAGUUAAAAGAAAAUCAGUGGGAUUUUUAGUUCAAUUAAUAUUAAUUAUUUAUUCCUUAAAUGUUAAGUGUUCAAAGUAUACAUUGGUGACCAGCUUAUACUAGCCUUUAGAAAUUCACAACAUACAUUGCGUGAAUGAGAAGUUCGUUUGUUAAAAUUUCAACUACUGUACUUAUUUAGUUAGUUAUGAGUUGAAGUUGAGAACACAUGAGCAACGUUGCACAUUGAUACAGUAUUAACUUAAUUGUUUUUGGGAAGACCUCAGUGAGCUAUUUUUUAGAGAACUAACUUAACUUAAGUUAUUUAUUCCAUAUUGUCAUUGCCAUAGCUAUUUAGGCCAAACUCAGUGAUGUUUGUUUUAAAAAAGGUUUUGAUUACAUUUUACAUUUAAGUUAAUCAGUCAUGGAAGAAGUCUCCCAAGAAAAUGAACCAAAUAUACAGACAACAGAUCAGCCUCCUGGAACUGGGUUAAAACUAUCCGGAAUAUCCGAACUUACCGAUAUAGAAGCUAUCAAGGACAGAAUAGAACAACAAAAGGCAAAUAAACUAAAAGCUGAGCAAUUGGUUAGCACACUCUCAAGAAUUAAGGCGAGAGAGAGGGCUCGUAGAAUUGCUAAAUCUGGAGAGAAGAAAACUGAUGAUGGCGGAUCUAACUCCCCAGCUAAGAGAAGCGGGACUAACUCUUCCAGCACGCUUAAGGAGAAGAGCAAUUUGCUUAAAAAGAAGCUCGAAGAAGACAGGGCGAGGUUUGAGAACAAGAAGGGCCAAGAAGAUCUGGGGCGAGUGAGUGAGAUAGUAGAACAUAUCAGAGUGCAGCUUGAAGAUCAGGACAAGACUAUACAGCAGAUGCACAGCAACUUUACCUCUCCAAAACCUCAACAUGUUGAAGAGGUAACCCCUCCAGAGCCAGAUCUCCCGCCCGAAGUGAAACAGAAAAUAGCUGACUUGGAAAUGAAGGUUCUAGAUUUACAGGAGAACUUGCGAGAGAAGGACAGUGUGAUCUCAGCUCGUACACAAGCCAUCACUCUGCUUUCGGAGGAUAUGGCUCGUAAAGGCAAGGCCACUCUGGACACGCUGGAGGAGACGAGGAGUCAGAUGAAGACAAUGCAGGCCAACUUUGUGGCUCUGGAGCAGCGUAUGGGCGAGGAGCGGACCAGGCUCAAGGAUGAAUUGGAGACCAAGAAACUUAAGCUUCAACAAUUAGAAAAGAAUUAUCGGGCGGCCGAGUCAGCCAGGUUUGAUCUCUCCACCCGAGUUGCAGAGUUGCAGGAAAAAGUUGUUGCUGUACAAACAAAGAAUGUGUCUUUGGAAGAAGAAGUUGCUGCAGCUGCUGCAAAAGCUAAAGAAUUGACUGAGGCUUUGGAAAAUAGCAACAAGCAAACGAUUAAAAUGAAGGCUCAGUUCAAGGUCAAACUUAAAGCAUUAGAAGAGGAAAGAGACCUGCUUAAAAAGGAAAAUACGAACGAGGAGAUGAACCGAUUGCGUGAACGAAUCGCAGACUUGGAGGAUGAGAAAGGUAACCUUCAGUUGCAUCUGGUAGACUUUGAUGAAAUACAAGAUGCUGGUGUUAUUCUUAAAGAAAGAAUUGCUGAAAUGGAGGAAAAGCUUCAAAGGCAAGAAAGUGAUUUGGACAGUCACAUCAAGGCUAUAACCCAGUUGGAAGCUGAAAAACUAGAUUUGAUUGAAGGAACAAAGAAAAUGGAACAAAUAUUGAAAGAUAAGGAAUCUUUAUUGGAGACACUCAAACUACAAAUUUCCCAAAUUGAAGAAUCAAAAAUAUCAGCAGAAAUGAAAUGCUUGGAACUGGAAGAAAAAAUGGACACUUUUGUGACUAAGGAAAAUGAGUCCACUUUUAUCAACUCUGAGUUAGAAAGCUCCCGACUGAAGCUUAUAGAGUUUCAAGGCAUUAUUGCUGAUUUGACUGCUAAGCUUGAAAGCAAGGAACAUACAAUACAGACCCAAAAAGCAGUUGAGUUGGAGGGUGUAUCUGAGAUUAAGAAUAUACAAAAUCUCUCUUCUAGCCUUGAAGAGUGGCAGGAAAGGUAUCGUAACCUUGAAGAAAGACUUAAUGCAACACUAGCUCACUGUGAUGAGCUAGAAAAAAUGAAAAAGAAUUUAGAAACAGAAAAUGAAAAGCUUGUUAAAGACUGUGUCUACUUCAAGGAAACCGUUGAACAGUUGAACCAAAUGCUACAAACAAAAGGUGAUUCGCCAAAUGAAGAAAUUAUUUCUUUAAAACAACUUGUUGCUCAAAAGAACAGUGAGCUUAGUAGUUUGGGCCAGCAGAGCCAAACUCUUCAAGGUGAAGUUGAUAGUUUGAGGGAAGCAUUACAGUCGACAACAGCUGAAGUUUACCGGUUGUAUGAACAAGUAGAACAGUUGAGCAACACCCAGCAGAAAGUCGAGGAGCUCAAUGAAAGUCUACAUGGCAAAGAAAAAGCACUCGAGGAAAGGACACGCAAACUGUCAGAAUAUAAAAAAUUCCAUAAACUUAAAAGUGAAGAUGUUAUCAGAAUAUCACAUGAGUUGGAAACAGUUUCUGCUUCUCUCCAACAAAGGAUUGCAGAACUUGAGGAAGACUUAAAUAAUGCUCGAAAAAUUGAAGAAACUUUAAGAAAUGAGAAUCAAAAUUUGAAAGAAAACAAAAGUUCAGGAACAGAGCCCCUUGAGAAAAAACUGGAGGAGCAAUCCCUCAAGAUGAAAAAGUUAGCUGCUAACUUGAAACUAAAAACUAAACUAGUUAAAGAUCUUGAAGCAAAGGUAGAGGAACUAGACAAAACACUUCAGCAAAAAGAUAUAGAAAUUUCAGAACUCCAUCAGCAAUUGGCUGGUACUUCACAAUUGAGUAAUGUCGUUUCAACAAAUGCUGUUGAAAUUGAAGAAAAAUGUAGGCAUUUAGUUGUUGAAUGCAACUCAUUAAAAGAGGAACUUAAAGUGAAAUCAUUGGAAUUAGAAACACUAAAGAAUUCAACAGGUUAUGCUUAUGAUCCACUGGUACAAAUAAAAGAAUUAGAAAAUCAAAACCAAAAAUUGGCAGACAUAUCAGCAACAAAAUCUGAACAGCUUAAAAAAAUGGAAUGUGAAUUAUCUGAAUUGAAUGGUCUGAAUAAGUCACUAAUGACUGAAUUAGAACAGAUGCAAGAAAACUACAAACAAGAUGCCCUGAAAAAUGUAUCUGUUCUGGAAGGUUUUGAAAAUGAGAUGAUAGGGAACAAGAGAGAAAUUUUGGAAGUAAGUGAGCAACUCAGAGAUGUGACAGCCAAGUAUCAACAAACCUGGGCAAAGUUACAAGAGAAAGAGGGCUAUGUAGAGGAAUUAGAAAACCAGUUAGAGAAGGUAAGAUUGAGGCUUUCACAGAUUGAAAGUUCUGUUGAAGAGAGAAGAAGAUCUUUAGAAGAAAAAGCAGAAUUGUUAGGAGCACGUCUUUGUCAAGCUGAGAAAAAUAACGAAGAACUUGAAAAACAUAAGGGAGAACUGGAGCAAAAGAUAUCACAUUUGUUUAGUACUGAAGAAAUGCUAGGAAGUGCUCUCGAAAGACUUCAGAGUGAAAACAAAGAGCUUUCUAUGUCUCUGAAUGAUUCAUCAACUAGUAACAUUAAAUUAUCUCAGGAUUUGGCCUGUGAGCAGAAUAAAGUUCUCGCCCUUAAUAAAGAAAUCGUUGAUUUACAGUCAAGACUAUAUACCACUGAAAAAACAGUUGAUGAUUAUGAAAAAUUGAAACUGAACUUGAAGGAACUGCAGGAUGCUCGUGAUAGUCAAGUGAAAUACUUAGAAAAUCGUUUGACUGAAACUGAACAAUCAAUGGAAAUUGAGAUACAGAGGUGUAAUGAACGUAUUGUUGCUGUGGAAUCGGAGAGGCAAGAUGUGGUUGAAAAAUAUCAGUCCUUGUGCUUGGAAAAACAAGUGUUAGAAGAAGAGUUCAACAAUAUGCAACAGACAAUUGUAGAUAUUACUAAGGAGGAAUUGGAAGAACUUAAAAAUAACCAGAAGAUUUUAGAAGAAGAACUUAAUAAAGAGUUUGACAAAAGAGAAUCUCACAUUGGAAGGAUAAAAGAGCUUGAAUCCCAACUUUCAAGUUCAAACGCAGGCACACAUUCUGUUACACAACCAAGUGAAGAAUUAAUGGAAUUAAGGAAGCAGUUAAAUGAAGAAAGGAAUGAAAACGAAAGACUGAAAUAUGAGUUACUAAAGGAGAAGGCCAGCCAACAAGUAGAUGAUGUUGUUGCCAAAGCACAGGAAACUUACUUUACUAUGGCUGAAGUCCCACUAAGUUCUAGCCAAAACAUAAUUUCAUCAAUUCAAGAGAAUGUUACAGAAGAUUCUUCAGAUUCUUCUCAAUCUCCACCAAGUUCUGAGUCUAAAAAAAUAUUAGCAAUGCAAAAUAAAAUAACCGAACUUGAAAAUCAGCUGUCCAGUGUAAACUCAGAAAACGUUACUUUGAAAACUCGUUUGCAGGAAUUAGAGGUUCAGAGUAAGAAUGUUGGUGAGAGCAAUGCCUUGUUAGAAAACGAAGAAUGGGCCUCGGGCAGCAAAGAUGAAGAUGAUGGGUGGGGUUGGGGAAGCAAAGAUGCUCUGUUAGAACAUGAGUAUAGUCAAAAACAAAAAGUUAACUCUGAGCUUGAAACUAAAGUAUCAACUCUGGAAAGCAGAUUGAGAGACCAAGAAUUGGAAAAUAUCAGAUUAAAUGAUGAACUAAAAGCUGCUCAAACAAAAUGCACAAAACUAUUUAAGAAAGUUAAAGAAUUCAAGAAUAAAAGUGACAGUUUAGAAAGAAGCAGCCGGGAAAGAAGUGUUGGAUUUGAUGAUUUGGAUAUUGCAAUGCAAGAAGAGAUGAAAUCCCAAAUUGAAAAGUUAGAAAAGAGUCUCAAAGAAUGCACUAGUAAUCUUAACUCCUUGCAAACAGAAAGAGAAGGGCUAUUGAAAAGAAUUGAUACAUUGACAUCUGGAAACGAAAGGCUUAUAGAAAUGAAAGAAAGGCAAGAUAUAGAAGUAGAAAUGUGGCAAAGAAGAAGUAAUGACCUACAACAUAAAGUUCAGGGAUUGGAGUGGACGAUUGCAGAGUUGCAGGAACAAACAGACACAAGGACAAAGGAAAACAUUGAUGUAGAUAAAGAUAAUGCAGGCACAAAUGCGUCAGAAAUGGAGGAAAAGCUAAAUACUCUAGCAGCUGAAAAUGAUUAUCUUCAAUCAUUGCUUGUUGAACUGAAGGAUAAGGAGAAGAAACAACAGAAAGAUCUACUUCCUGUUACUGAAGGAACAGAAUUUGAGAAGUUAAAAGAGGACAAUGAAAGAUUGAAUAGUUUAGUGCAAUCACUGGAAAAACAGUUGAUAACUGAGACAGAAAACACAAAUAUUAGUGGUUAUCUUAGUAAGAUUGAAAAUCUUGCACAAGAGAACAGUAGGCUAUCUUCUGCUUUGGAGAAUUUAACAAUUAAAUCCCAAUCAAGUUUUGCUGAUUAUGAAAAUUUUCAAGUUGUUGAACAGACAUUAGAAAGUGAUAAACUUAUAUCUGAAGUAUCGAUGCUAAAAAACAAAAUAAUUCAGCUAAUGAAUAAAUAUGACGAUGUGAAAACAGAGAUAAACAAUGAUACCAUGUUGAAUACUUACUUAGGGCUAUUUAAAGGAAAUGAGGAAAGUAGUUCAAAUAAUUUGGAGUCAUUUUCUACCAAUGUCGAAAGUCCAGUUCUGUUUAGAGGAUUUACUUCUUCAGGUAAUGACGUGUUUGAAGAAAUAGCUGGAGUAAAUGCAUUUUUUGAAAGUCAGCCAAGUAAGCAAACUGAAAAGAAUGAAAAUGCAUCAGUGUUCAAUGAGAGUAAUUUGGUUGAAGGAACUACGCUGCAUAGUCCUCAAUCUAAAGCAAGUGGUGCUGAAGCUGACAUUAAUCAACAUCAACCUCUUUCCCAUCUACUUGUAGAACCUCCAAAAGGUGAUACUCUUACAGAAAUAACAAAUCUUAAAAAGAUUUUGGAGUUAAAAGAUUUGGAGUUUGCAUCUCUCAUAGAACGUAUGUCUCUAUUGGAGAAAGAAAACUCGAAUCUGAAAAAUAAAAUUGAAGAAGGGAAUUCAAAUAAAACCUUUUGGGGUGAAGAUUCCAAGGCACAAUCUGAAUUAUUAGAUCAGCAAUGGGGUGAGGAUUUAUCAUCUCUUUACAAGCAGUUGGAAGAAAAAGAUUCUAUAAUCAGUAAUCUAAAGACUCAAUUUAGUUCUCAGACAAGUGAUUUGUUUGAUGCAAAAAACACAGAUGACCCAAACAGUUUUGAGGAUGGGUCAUUCAGCAAUGUUUUUUCACAAUCCGAAGAUGUUCAAGAAAGCAAAAUAAAUCAAUUUGUUGAACAAAUCACACAGCUCACAAAAAUUUUGCACGAUAAGGAGAUUGAAGUAGAAACACUGACAGAUAAAAAAAACAAAUACAAGGAAAUGUAUUUCACAUUGAUAAAGGACGAAGAUAAUCAAUCGCAGGAUGUAUCAAGUUCUGGUAAAGAUCAGCUUUUGGACCAAAACGUAAUAUUAAAUCAGUUACUGGAUGACAAAGAAUCCGAGUUGGAAAUAAUGACUCAACAAAUUGAUCAAACAUUGUCAGCUAAGGAGAAUUUACAAGAAGAAUUGUCAUUAAAACUGUCUGAAAUGGAAGCAGUAAACAAGUCGUACUCUAUUCAACAAUUUCCAGAAGACGUAUUUGUUCAAUCUUUACAACCAGAAAAUAUUGAAGAUGUCAGAACAUUAUGUGCUGAAGUUGCUGAGUUGAAUAAACUGCUUCAAGAAAGGGAGUCUGAAGUUGAAAUUCUGAAACAACAGCUUGAUGAGGCUAAGUUAGAGAAAGAAAACCUUCUUGAUGAGUGGAAAAAGGAACUAGAAAUGUAUAAAGAAAAGAGUAAUAACGCCUUAGCUAACGAAGAAGUAAUGAGAAAAGAGUUGGACGCUUUUAAAGAUGGUAUUGUGGCAGAUAUUGAGAAACAGUAUAAAGAUGAAUUGUCUUUGAAAGACCAACAAUUGAUGAAUGCCAUAAAUGAUUUAAGAAAUACACACAGUUAUUGUAAAGAUUUACAAGACAAAAUUAAUGAUCUAGAAAACAAAUUACAGUUAUCUAGUCAGCAGAAUGAAUUAUUUACCCAAGAGAUAAAUAACUACAAACAUACUCAGGACUCUUUGCUGUCAUUACUUCAAGAACCAAAUGACAGGCUGGAUAUAAAUUUGCCAGAAAGAGUUCAGAGGCUUCAAAAUAACUUAUCAGAACUAAGUGUGAAGUUUGAAGAAGCUAGAGGGGAGCUUAAAGAAAAAGAAAAACAAAUUUGUUUGUUGAGGGAUAAAGUUAAAUUUUCUGAAAGUGUAAGUUCUGAAGAUGGAAUUGUAACUGAGAAUCAGCCUCGACAAACACAUAUUCAAGCUAGGGCCUUUGCAACCGAGCCCUUCAGGAUUUCAACUGAGCAAAGCUCGAGUGAUGAUGACAGUAGUUACAGAAAUGUGGAGCAUAUGCAGAACCAAAUGCUUGUAAAAGAGAUAGAAUCGCUAAAACAGGUGUUGGCCAUGAAAGAUAAUGAAAUCACAAGACUCUCAAUAAAACUUAAUGAAGCUGACGAAAACUUAAUCAGAGGAGAAAUGAGGUUUAUUAACUCAGAAGAGGAGAUUUUGAGACUGCGUCUUGAUGAAGCUUUGUAUACGCUUCAUUUAAGAGACGUGCGCUGCGAUGAACUUGCUCUAGAACUUAUGCAGCUGCUGGAGGAAAGGGAUUCACUGCAAUUGAGGCUUUCUGAUGCAAUCCGCUUCAACGAAGAGUUGCGAGCCAAGUCCUCUCUACUUGAUGAAACAGCCUUUAAAAUGGAAGGAGAGCUUGCUUCCCCACCACCUCAGUCAGACGAUCCAUCCAGUCAUCAGCUAAAACAGAAGCUGGACCAGUUGCACAACGUAGGUUAUCGCAGAGACCCGGCCAUGCAGCAGGAUCAACAGAGAAGACAUCAGGAACAGAUGCAUCUCUACACACAACCCCAACCUCAGGACGACUCCCAGUCAUCUGGAGGAUUUUUCAGUUGGAUAUUUGGAAGCAGCUCCUCUGGUCCGCAGGAUAUCUGAUCUUCUACUGUAUUCCAUUCUCGUAAACUCCAGUAGUUUGUAGAGAAAUAUAUAAACAAACACUUUUGUUAUUGAGCUUACAAACUGUAUGUUCUCAAUUGAAAGGGUCAAUAUGUGCAUUAACUUGAGUUUCACCUUUGACUAUGGAGAGUAUUAGACAUCCCAUUCCUAUAUAAAAGUUGUUGUCAGUAUUACAGUUGAAUUAAAAUGUUUGAGUUGAAUUGGUCGUGCUGCUACCAAUUACUGAUUUCUGCUGCAUAUACCAACUUUGUCAAACUGAAAAGACAACUUAUUGUAAACUAAUUUUCUGUCACAAAAAUUACCAAAAAAAAAUAAUAAUAUAAGACAGUCUGUGAGCAGCUCAUAUAACUAUGUUCCAUUUCAAUGGAAAGUUGGGUACGGCUGGUUCAUAUAUUUUAUUUUGCUUGUUUUUUACGCCAAAGGAAACGGUCCAAACCCUAGUCUUGUUACUAGGGUCUAGAAAAUAUCUUUCUAGGAAACGAACCAGCGACCCUCAGAUUUGAAGUCGAGCACUAUAACCACUCGGCUACCCAGACAAAUUCAAAUUACAAUAUAGAUGGGAUAUCUUCUACCUUAUAUCCUAAAGUCACCACAAUAACAGCCAUUGCUCUUUGAAUUUUAAGACAGUUUUGUUUUUAUACUAACAUUCCAGAUAUUUAAAAAAACUCGUUCAAACUUUUUACUAAACUGAAAUUUCAAUCCUUUUCAAACUGUCUUGCUGUUUCAAUUAUUUGAAUGGUAUCAAAAGGUGCUGCAAAACCUAAAGCCUAAAUAAAUAUGAAGUAUUUUUUACAAGUUAUGUUCUUGUGUUUUUGGAUUUUUAUGUGAAUGUUUACAGGGAAAAGUUUAAUAGGGUUUUUUUAUGAUUGCACCGCUUUAUUAAUUUGUGUGAAUAAAUGUUUUUAAGAGCUUGGGUGUUGUGAUUGAAACUGUUGAAACUAAUUGUAAAAAAUGUAAAAUAAAAUAAACUGUGCAGAAUGUAGAAUAUAAAAGCUACAAAUCGUAUUUGUAGAUGUGUAUUUUUAAUCAAUAAAAGUGUUAGUGCAGUA